Molecule: messenger RNA, 733 nt
Organism: Durusdinium trenchii
Lineage: Eukaryota; Dinophyceae; Suessiales; Symbiodiniaceae
Source: the annotation of a GenBank genome assembly
AUGCAAGAGCUCUGUCGUCGCAAGCCUGGAUCCCGACUCAGUGUGGCACAACAAGUUUGCAGAGAUCGAGAUGGCAACGUGGUGUCUGAUGGCUCAUCUGUCCAGAGUUCUCAACUCCUUGGUCGCGAAGGACUUCGAGAGCGACAGGCCCUAGGGCAGAUCAAGAGCAUCCAAAGUCUGGCGGCCCAGUCUGCACAGAGUCAUCGGCAGGUGGAAGCGGACAUGUUCCAAGUCCGACCUUCCAAACUGGUGGUGCCGUCACAAGGGUCGCCUGCUUCUAUGUUUGAGCCUUCGACCUGGGCAAUGGCAUUUCCGGACUUGUUCCCCUGGGGCGAUGGAGUUCCAUUUCUGAAGCGAGAGACUCGCAUGGAUGCAGCAGAGGUCUUCCGAUACCUGCUCAUCCGCGAGGAGCUGCAGUACAAGCUACCGUCAGAGUCGGAGCUUGUUUCUGCCCCUUUGCCACGAUGGUCUCUAUCAGAGACAUUGUUGCCUGUGAUGUACGAUGUGCAGCGACGAUUGGAGCUUAUGAAGUCUAACAAAGCAUAUGUGCAGCGUCGUGGCUUCGCAAAGCAUCUCAAUCUCAUCGCCAAUGUGAGCACAGAAGAUCUUUUGAAGGCAAUGGCAUUGCAUGGGGAAGCUGCGGACAUUCGAACUCUGAUGCAAGAUGCCAAUGUAGAUCCAGCUUUGAAACGUGCUCUGGGCGGAGUGCUGCAAUCAACCGCCAAUAUCAUCG